AUGUGUGCAUACUGUCACUUGGAGCACCCCAAAAUCAGCCAGCCGCGUCCUCGCAAGGUGACUCGAGAUAAGAUCAAGACACGUCAUGAAACGGCACCCGCCCAGAGCCAGCAGAUCGAAGCGACCUUCGUUCCUGUGGGCGCAGGGCGACCAUUGACUGCAGCAUUGCUGGCAGCGUUGCAGGACCAUGGGAAUGACACAUGUAACCCGUGCGUAUUCUUCAACUCUGCACAGGGCUGUCGCCACGGACGCAUGUGUGCAUACUGUCAUUUGGAGCACCCCAAAAUCAGCCAGCCGCGUCCUCGCAAGGUGACACGAGAUAAGAUCAAGACACGUCAUGAAACGGCACCGGCCCAGAGCCAGCAGAUCGAAGCGACCUUCGUUCCUGUGGGCGCAGGGCGACCAUUGACUGCAGCAUUGCUGGCAGCGUUGCAGGACCAUGGGAAUGACACAUGUAAUCCGUGCGUAUUCUUCAACUCUGCACAGGGCUGUCGCCACGAACGCAUGUGUGCAUACUGUCAUUUGGAGCACCCCAAAAUCAGCCAGCCGCGUCCUCGCAAGGUGACACGAGAUAAGAUCAAGACACGCAUCGAAGAAUGUCUUCAGGGCCCGGCCGAUCAAGUACACGUUUCCCUGCAAGAAGAGGCACUUGGACAUGCUUAUGCCAGAAGUUUGAUCCGCGGAUACCUGGACGAUAUGGCUGAACCCAAAGAAGAUCCACAACACGUUGUGCACCUGUUCCUCUGA
Messenger RNA from Cladocopium goreaui, 747 nucleotides. The record is from the annotation of a GenBank genome assembly. Lineage: Eukaryota; Dinophyceae; Suessiales; Symbiodiniaceae.